AUUGUGGGAAGAACUGAGCUGUAAAUCGCUUGUAGAAGAAGUGCGUCGUAAACGAGAUACUUUUGUUCUGUUAAAAACCUUUCAAAAUCACUGAAGUGAAACUAUCUUCCACUUUUUUUAUUAUUGAUUCAAUUGGGCAUUGCGGGUGGACAUCGUGGUCUCUUACUUUUGAAAAAGGUUUGAGGAGAUGGAGACAAACAAACAUCGCAGCUGUUUUCAUGAUGGGGGCAGGUGCACGUGCAGCAAAGCAUUGGUCCCUCUGAAUGAGCUGAGAGAUAACAACCUCUUGAGUGACGCGGUGUUUAGGUUGGAGGACGGCGGCGUCUUUCGAGUCCACAGAGCAAUUCUCUCGAUGCGCAGCACAUAUUUCAGGCAACUCUUCACGACAACACUGCACAAAAGUGAGGAGACUGAUAUUCUCCUCCACGGAAUUAGCUCGGACCUGAUGACGCCGAUACUAGACUGUGUUUAUUAUCGCGAGUUUGACAUCCGCUCAGAUAACGCGUGUCGGCUGCUCGUGGCGGCUGACCACUUGUGUAUUCCGGACGUUACUGAACCCUGCUGCGACUUCCUGAAGGACACGAUGGACGCCGACAACUGUAUCGGCAUCAUGCAAUUGGCAAGGUUUCACUUCUUCGCCGACCUUGAGACACACGCUCGUCGCUUCGUUCUGCGCCACUUCGUGCAAUUGUCUCAGCAGAAAGAAGAAAUGCUGGAACUGUCUGCAGAGGAGCUGCAAGCGAUAAUCGAGUCCGAGGAACUGAACGUGAAGGACGAGAAAGUUGUGUGGGAGUUCAUUCUCCGGUGGAUAAACCACGACCCGGGCAACAGGAAAGGCCACAUCGUGGACCUUUUGAAGGGCGUCAGACUGGGACUCCUUGACGCAAAGUUUUUCACUGAAAUGGUAUCCAGUCACCCUUACGUGACGCAAAAUGAGGACUGCAGCCCCGUGAUCUCCGAGACGCUCACAUUCUUCCGCGACGUGGAAAUGAUGAAGAAGGAAGACAAGGAAUUCGUGACACCAAGGAUUGCCUACCCACGAAUCCCACAGGAUUUUCUGCUUGCUGUUUGUGGGCGUAGGGACGAAAGCCCGACAGAUGUGAUCGAAGCUUACGACGCACGAGCAGACCGAUGGAGUGUAGUAGCGGAUGUCGAACCGAUCGGACCGCGAGUCAACCAUGGCACGGCAGUAGUCGGUUUCGACAUUUACAUCAUCGGCGGUUUCGACGGCGUGGAAGUCUUACGCUCAUGUCGCUGCUUCAACGCUGUUACGAAGACAAGGCGCGAGGUGGCGCCUAUGAAAGCUCGAAGACGCAGAUUAAGUGUAGCUGUUCUCCGAAAUGCAGUGUACGCCGUGGGCGGUUACGGUCGAAGUGAGGUUACCAGUACGGCGGAAAGCUAUGACCCCAAGACGAACCAGUGGUCUUUGAUCAAUCCCAUGAACACACAGCGAUGCGAUGCAGCAGCGGCUGUGCUGAAUGACAAAAUAUACGUCGCUGCUGGAUAUGAUGAUCGAAUUUUUCUAAACUCGGUGGAAGUUUAUGACCCGGACACCAAUCAGUGGACGUUCGUUGCACCAAUGCGGAUUGUACGUAACGAUGGUUGUUGCAUCGCCUUCCACGGCUGUCUGUACGCCCUAGGAGGAUAUCGCGGGAUAUCACACGAGCGCAUUGCAGAGAAGUAUAACCCCGAAGAAGACACGUGGACCGAUAUCUCUGACAUUGACUUCGAAGGCAGAAUCUACAACGCAGAAGUCAUCGACGACACGAUCUUUGUCAUCGGUGAAUACGAAAGAUCGGUCACCACCUUACAUGUCAAAUGUUUCAAUGACAAGGAAAAUCGAUGGUUUGUUUCUUUGUUUGUUUGAUUGUUUGGGACCGUAUAAUCACAAACUGUUACUUUCGAAAAGCACUAGGAAGUGAACCAGUUCCGGUCGACAAAUCCGCGAUCUUGCGGAUGCUCUGCCGUGUAGUGUCGUAGAAACUGACCGACGUGUCAGAGGUUCUUACUGCUUACUCAGGGCCUUGAAUACAACGAGCAAAAAGUGGGAGAAAGAAAGGGGGUUGAAUGAACGCAGGCAGGGCGAUGUUGCAGUCAAGCUGAAUCGUUAAAGCAGAGAGCGAGUGACUAGGUAAUGAUAAUCAGACAUAAGCUGUAACUGCGUUGAUAAGAAGCUGUUAGAGUAAGUUUCAUUGAUCAAGGGCAUUUUCUUGGGCAGGAAGUUUCUAGCGUUCAGCACAUCA
This is a messenger RNA of Zootermopsis nevadensis, 2243 nucleotides long. RefSeq names its product kelch-like protein 10. Gene Ontology annotation, molecular function: protein binding. The record is from RefSeq and is a predicted model, not a curated record. Lineage: Eukaryota; Metazoa; Arthropoda; Insecta; Blattodea; Termopsidae.